CGUCAUAAAGGAAAAAAAUAUAAAUAAAACAACACCUAGCCACAACACCAACAAAAAUCUAUAAAAACCGUUAUUUGAGAAGAUAAAAAUAAAAAACAGAAAUUUUAAGAAACACAACAUUAAAGAACGUCACACAAAACAGAAGUAAUUAAAUGUAAAAUGUCCUAUUUGCCAAUACAAAACAAUGAAAAUGAAUUGAUAUUAAACACUCCCAAUCGCUUGGAAAUACUUAAAGAGGGCGCACCAAUUAAUCAAAUUAAAAGUAAUUUAUUGGGACGAGGAACAUAUGGUACAGUAAUUAAGGCUAUUUAUAAAGCAAAACCGGUAGCAGUUAAAAUUAUAAAAAAUUCACAAGAUGUAAAUAAACAAACCGCUGGUAAUGAGGCCCAUAUAUUGGGUUGGUUACAUCCAAAUAUCGUGAGAAUUUUUAAGAUUGAAUCUACUCCAAAUUUUUCCAUUGUGGUAAUGGAACGUUUUAAUGGUCAUUGUUUGCAAAAAGUUUUGGAUACAAUUGAAUUACCUUUAAUUCAUAGGAUUUUGUAAGUAUUGUCUAGUCUUUUGUUUAGU
Molecule: messenger RNA, 567 nt
Organism: Lucilia sericata (common green bottle fly)
Lineage: Eukaryota; Metazoa; Arthropoda; Insecta; Diptera; Calliphoridae
Product: probable serine/threonine-protein kinase DDB_G0267514
Exons: 4
Coding region: 160-543 (127 amino acids)
Biological process (GO): protein phosphorylation; positive regulation of canonical NF-kappaB signal transduction; JNK cascade
Molecular function (GO): MAP kinase kinase kinase activity; ATP binding; magnesium ion binding
Source: RefSeq, a predicted model, not a curated record